UUGGGGUUGACGAAAUAAAAGAGGGUCCACAUGGAGUAUUUGGUGUUAGUGAUGAAGCCUUUCAAUGAUAUAGAUGGGGAAAACAACAAUUGAUGUAUGUAAAGAAUCCCAUUCCUCUUUUUCCUGCUUGCUCCGCCGCACGAGUGGUAGAAUCAUUCCAGCCCUAGGUUUUGGUUAUGGAUGGUGACAGGGAAAAAGAAUUGGUAUGAUCAUUUUUUACAAAGGAUUGAUGUCAACUGUGCUGCUCUUUCUGAGAGAUUGUUGAGGCUUCCACUGCUCUUGAAUGUGAAUAACCCUCUUUUAUGUUCAUCCGCUAGCAUAUAAUUUUCUUGUUCACGGAUCAAUCAAAACUCUUUUUGUGUUGGGUAGAAAGAAUAUGGAUCCACCUCACAGUGAUAUGAACAUUCCGUAAGAAGGGAAUUUUAAAAGAUGGGUUUCACGAUGAACGGCUCCGAGGACGUGAAGGGUUUGGCAGCAUCGCUGGGAGAUCUACAAGUAGGGGCAUCACCAUCAUCACCAUCGAGGGAGAAAGAAAUAGAUUGGCUUGGCAAUGGUGAUGAUGUUGCUACCGAUGAUGGCGUGUGGGAUGAUGCUGCCAUCUUAGACAGGGAUUGGGCCCACAGGAAGAACCAGUUUGUUAAGAUGGGCUAUAGGGAUGGCAUAACAGAAGGGCAGAAGGAUGCUGCUCAAGAGGGCUUCAACAUUGGGUUUAGCCAAUCUGUGCAUGUUGGAUACAAGUGGGGACUCGUUCGGGGCAUCACUAGUGCACUAGAUAGUCUUCCCGACAGUCUAAAAGAAAAGUUGCUACCCGAUGCCCAGCGUAGAGGAGAACUUAAAGAUUUGCACAACUCUGUGCAAGAAAUUUCAUCCGAGGGUGCACUGCGGCUGUUUCAUGAGAGUAUUCUUCAGGAUAAUCGUCCACCGGAGGAAAACAGGCUCCAAACUGUUCCGAACGACCUUUUUCUGUUGUUGAACGAAUGCCCAGCUGUUCAGGUUCCUGAAGAGUUGACACGAGUUCCACAAGUAAGGUCAUAAAUGUAAUGGCCAGCAUCACUGACUUCGAAGUCUGGCAGAGUCACUUAGACUGAGUUUUUCUGAAUGAUGUAACUGUAAAAUAUGUGAUACUAAGUUUCUGUUCAGCGCUCACCCUUCCUUUGCUAUAAAACUCCUGUAAAUUCGCAGUCUGAAUGACAACAAUAAUAUUUUUCUUCCUGA
Lolium perenne is the source of this 1215-nucleotide messenger RNA. RefSeq lists its product as uncharacterized. NCBI's taxonomy places the organism in Eukaryota, Viridiplantae, Streptophyta, Magnoliopsida, Poales, Poaceae. The record is from RefSeq and is a predicted model, not a curated record.